This is a messenger RNA of Microplitis demolitor, 1244 nucleotides long. Its product is annotated as activating signal cointegrator 1 complex subunit 1. Gene Ontology annotation, molecular function: RNA binding. The record is from RefSeq and is a predicted model, not a curated record. Gene Ontology annotation, cellular component: nucleus. The transcript has 6 exons. Gene Ontology annotation, biological process: regulation of DNA-templated transcription; DNA alkylation repair. Bases 9 to 1070 code for a protein of 353 amino acids. NCBI's taxonomy places the organism in Eukaryota, Metazoa, Arthropoda, Insecta, Hymenoptera, Braconidae.
UAAAUAAGAUGGAUAUUAUAAAACCAGAAUUAGUUUGGAUUGGAGGACGUUGUUAUCGAUUUCCUGAUCAUACUGUUUGGUCUUCAAAACAAACUUGUACUCCUUACGAAGAAGAUUACGAUCAAAUGGAAGACGACAUAAAUAAUGAAGUUAACAGUAGUGAUUGUGAUAUCGUUAUUGAAACUUUAAAAGACAAACGUUAUCAACAUACUGUUAAUAUUCCUCAAGUAUUUUACCGGUUUCUUAUUGGCUAUGCAGGAAGUAUUAAAAAAAAUCUUGAGUCUGAAACGAAAACAACAAUUAAAAUACCAAAUAUUGGAUCUAAACAGACUGAUAUUGUAAUUACUGGGAAAACCCGAUCUGGUGUAAUAUCAUGUCGUCAAAGAAUUGAUCUUAUAGUAGAAUCUUCUAGGAAAAAAAUUCCAUUUACUCAUUUUGUAUCAAUUCCAUUAAAUAAAGAAAUGAUAAUUAAUAAUUUUAUAAAAUUUAAAAAUGAAAUUCUCAAUGACUCUGAAAUAAUGUCUAAAGGAUUAAUGAAUGAUUUUUUUGUUAGUCCUAAUAAAUUUCAUCUGACGAUCGGAAUGUUAUUAUUAGUUACUAAUGAGGAUAAAAAAAAUGCUGUAGAAACAUUAAAUGCUUGUGUUAAUGAAAUUAUCAAGCCUAUUUUGCAGCAAAGUGGACCAAUAAAAAUAAAAGUUCAAGGUGUAGAAAUAAUGAAUGAUGAUGAAAAAAGAGUAACAGUACUUUAUGGUAAAGUAUUAAAAAAUGAUAUACUCCAAGAAAUAGCCAAUAAAACUUUUAAUUUUUUUAUUCAAAAAGAUCUCAUGAGUGUACAGUAUACUGAAGCAGUUAAAUUACACAUGACCUUGAUAAAAACAAGCCAAGUAAUGGAUAAAAGUUCAAAAAAGAAUUCAAGUCUCGCCCAGUUUGAUGCUACUAAAAUAUUAAAGAACUAUAAAGAUUAUUACUUUGGAGAAUUACAACUGGAAAAAAUAAAUAUUUCUACAAGAAAUACUGAAACUGAUGUAGGUCAUUAUGAAACGUUAACAGAAAUUAAUUUACUAAAAUAAUAAAUUAAAAUGAGCCUAAUAAUAAAUAUUGUAUAACUACGCUGUACAUUUAUUUAUAAUAAAUCAUUCAUAAAUGUAAAUUUAUGUUAUUUCAAAUACUUAUUUAAAGAUCAACAUCAAUAAUACAUUUCUGUACUACGGCUCAAUACUGAUCAAUAAAAUUCAGCCAAAACU